AUGGAAGCAGGAAAGGUGACACCUCCAUUUUGUCCAGAUCCACGUGCAGUAUAUGCGAAAGAUGUCUUAGAUAUCGAACAGUUCAGUACUGUGAAAGGAGUUCGAUUAGAUGCCAACGACUCUGUAUUUUAUGGAAAAUUUAGUACUGGAUGUGUAAGCAUUCCGUGGCAAAAUGAGGUGAGU
Ostertagia ostertagi is the source of this 183-nucleotide messenger RNA. The record is from the annotation of a GenBank genome assembly. Lineage: Eukaryota; Metazoa; Nematoda; Chromadorea; Rhabditida; Trichostrongylidae.